GGCGGGCCCGCCGCGGUCGAAGUCUAUGGGUACCGUCAUCGUCUUCCCCAGUAUCAACGUUUGAUUCUGGUGCGUGCCUUCCACCUAUUCAAUCCGCGAGUUUCGGCGCCAGCCUUCCCGCGACCAUCGCCCAUAAUGGCGCGCAAUGCCUAUUCAUCUGUCUGCGGGUACUCGGCAAAAUUUCUUAUGAACAGAGCCUGACGCGAUGGUGUUGAACGGCGUGCUUGUUGCGGGAAGGGACAUAGAUUCAGCUCCUUCCGUAUCACUUGAUCUUUGCUAAUAUCUUUGUAGAAGCGCUAGCACCAUGCGCUCCUUUUCAGGGCACGCGAAUGUGCGGCGCGUCAGCCCUAUAAAUGAAUCAAUGAGACUCUAGCCCAUCGAUUUCUUGAUGGAAUGCCGCCCCGAAACAGCGGGAUGCGUUCUUGGGGCCGUCAAAUCAGCGUCGGGUACAAUGGUACUGCGCCGGUGUCUCUGGCGCUUCUAACCGCUGGUAUCUCAGGCACAGGCGAGCAGGCUGGGUGCAGCAGAUAAACAGCACGACGCAUCGCUCAGCCGUGAGACGACCUAUGGGCGCACCGUCAUGGACUAUGCUCCAGAGAAGAGGUUCCGUACGACUCGCGGAUUCUUACCUUUGGGCUCAGGGCGGGACAUUUCGCAAGGACCAGAGGCAGACAUUCGAAAGACCGGGUCAUCAGCGUACCACUUGCGGGUAUCGAUUUGCAUCGCAUUGCAUGUCCUCCUCAUCCUCAUCCACGUCGCCUUUCUCCUCGUGUCCCUAGGGCACUACGAACGCUCUGUCUCUUUCGCCAUCACGCCGUUCUCGCUCGAGUGGUACCCGCUGAUAGUGACGACUUUGAUGCAGGUUUUUGGAACGAUCUUUCUUGCGGUGCUGGUCGCGUACACCCAGUCUCUUGCUUUCCGAAGCGACCUUUACGUCCGCCAGACACUGACCUCCCUACAUGACAAGAGUAAUGCUUGGCUCGGCCUCGGCGCAGCAUGCGGAUCUUUGUGGGAUCAGUUCAAGCUUCGCGCAGCUAUGGUCGGCGUCGUCUAUAUCACUGUCUAUCUGCUCGGCGUGUGGUUGCUCCAUAUCACGAUACCUACUGCGCUCAAUGUGGUACCCUUUAAUGCGACGGCGCCGACGGUGUUCUCCACGGUCCUUGCCAAUACCACGAACAACGCCGACUACGCCUCUGCGUACGAUAUCCUUCCGGUCUAUGACCAAGUACCGAUGCUGGGGCUCCAAGAUAACAUGGUCUACGAUAUAAUCCCCUCAGUCCCAUCCGCAAAUGGAACCGCUACGGUCAACGCAUCUGUUUAUAACGUUGACUGCGCCGCUCUACCCCACGCAGACUCAACGAUUCAAGCCUUUGACGGUCUCGCCCGGCCUGGACAGCCAAAUAUGACAUGGCUGAUCUUUAACAUCGAUAACUCCAAUGGGCAGACCCAUAAUUAUUAUUUGGCUAGUCUUCCUUACAGCGCCUCAGCGAUCUACACGGCGCAGGUUGCUGACAUUGAAGCUGGUUGCAGCGACUCUCCUCUAUUUUAUGCUCCCGGCACCUGCUGGGCGCCCAUUGUUAUCCUGUCUACGGUAACUAUUUUGGACUCGGAUGGGAAUCAGGCAUCCAUCCAAGGUGGCCCUUGGCGACCUAUCAAUCCGCAAGUUAUCGUUCCUCCACCGAACGCGAAUCCUGCCGUGAUGAUUACAGCUAUACAGCUGCUAGCGUGUAGCGUACAGAUCACAAAUGCCAAGAUCGAGGUGGCAGUCGAUACGCGCACGCCCGUGCUCAACAUGCCGAAGCUGCAGCCGAACACGCUUUGGAAAAACUGGACAUGGCCAGAUGAUCCAGCGCUAACUGAUCAGCUCAGAGCUGCCCAGGCCGCCCCAUAUUUCUCGCCUCCAAGUGGGCACAGCAGUUCCUUGACGGUUAUUGCGGGGUCCACCAACUACACAGAGGCUAGUCCUCCGGUUGCGCUACCUGGAUUUGAGCUCGAGGCGUUCCAGGUCUCCCCCUUCGACGAGAACCCUAUACCAAAUGCCAUUAUGGCCGCGUCCGCAGGUUUGCCGAACCCAGUCAUCCCCACAGCUUUCGACGUAUUUAUGACUGAAGACCUCCGCAUUGUGUCGGAAAACCGGACGAAUGUGACCAUUACGGAGAUCAACUAUAGCCUCGAAAAGGCAUUGGCCGCUACGUUUUGGUAUGGGAACCAAGUGAACUAUUCCAGCGCGCACGCCAUUGAUGAGUUGAUGAGCCCGGCAAGCGCGUACAUUGCAAUGUUCAAUCCUGUCCUAAACCUUACUUCUAACAACACGGGCGGGGCACUUCCGCAUGGUGAGGCGACCAUCGCGGUAUCCGUGCAAAGAUUACGCCUAAACGUGAGUCUUUCCCACCAGCUAGUAAUCCGGAAUACUAACUCUGAUGCCCUCCUAGUUGAGCCUAGCACCGGUAUAAUCUUCGCACUGCCAUCUCGAUCGCUCACAGCUGAAAAAAUAUGGUGUAGAUUCUCAUCGGACUGGUGGCGUCCGUGGGGCUUCUCGCGCUCUGCAUCCUGGUCGUCCGAGUGCCAGCAUCUGCCCGUGCUGCCUUCGACCCCAAGAUCGUCGCCGACAGCGGAGGCCUCUUACAGUACACGUGGCUCCUCGGAAAUGAGCCGCAUCUCACCAACGUCGAGUCACCUGAACUCGAGAACCUAAGAGCUGCCGGGAUGUUCGACGUCCAGAUAGGCGACCGAGUCAGGAAGCGCCUGUCCAGCCGCGCGUCAACCUUUGUUGGCAUUACAGAUGAAGAUUACGACUACGAUGACUCAAUGAAGAAGCCUUUGAUUAUGCGAGAAUGAUCAUGUGGAAGGUCUAGUUCACGAAUAAUGUGUUCUUAUUGGCGUUGGGAGCGCACGAGUUACUUAUUAUAUUGUGGAACUUGUAGCCUUCGGUCAUUUGGUGUGCGCCACAACGUCUUGUAUGUCUUGCAUGGUAUGAUGUAUUCUCUUCUAAAUGCGCAAGUGUGUAAUAUAGCGGCCAUGCCCACGCAGUGUACAUCUAGUUUACUCGCACCUCUGAUUCUGGAGAGCAGGAAGCUUAUCAUAUUUCUACGAUCAUACCGGAUGUCACACACCACACCAGCUUUCCACUGACCCCGCC
This is a messenger RNA of Phanerochaete carnosa HHB-10118-sp, 3139 nucleotides long. RefSeq lists its product as uncharacterized. The transcript is spliced from 8 exons. The coding region runs from base 581 to 2695 and encodes 704 amino acids. Lineage: Eukaryota; Fungi; Basidiomycota; Agaricomycetes; Polyporales; Phanerochaetaceae. The record is from RefSeq and is a predicted model, not a curated record.